UCACCCACCCACUGAGGAGAAAAUUCAAAUAAAGCUUUAGCUGUUUUCAGUAUAAGUCAGUCAUGGCAGCGAAGAGUCCUGUCAAGGAUCUCUGUGAGGAAGCUACUUGCUCCAUCUGUCUGGACUAUUUCAAGGACCCGGUGACCAUUAUAGAGUGUGGGCACAAUUUCUGUCAAGCGUGCCUGACGCAGUGCUGGAGGGAGACGGGCACAGAGGUUUCCUGCCCUCAGUGUAGAAAAAGAGUUCAGAAGACAAACUUCAUCCCAAAUCGGCAGCUGAAAAAUGUUGUAGAAAUAGCCAAGGAAUUUCAAAGAAGUGCUAGUCUUCAGGAAGAGAGGGAGACAGAAGGAAAAGGGAGAAUCUGUGAGAAACACCAGGAGCCCCUGAAACUCUUCUGCAAAAACGAUGAAACGCUCAUCUGUGUGGUGUGUGUCACAUCCAGAGAACAUGAAAACCACAAGAUUAUUCCUCAGGAAGAGGCUGCACAAGAUUACAAGAAGCAAAUAGAAGCAGAGAGGCAAAAGACAGUGGAAGAGUUUAUACAACUACGCCAGUUUCUGGACAAACAAGAGAACCUUCUGCUGGACCAGAUGGAAGAAGUGGAAAAGGAGAUUGAAAGAAAAAGGGAUUGGAACUUGACCAAACUCUCUUUUGAGUUCUCCUGUCUUGAUAAUAUGAUCAUGGAAAUGGAGAUGAAAUGUCGGCAACCAGCGAAUGAACUCCUACAGGAUAUUAGAAGUACCUUGCAAAGGUGUCAGGAAAAGAAGAUAUUUACAAAUUCUGUGGUUUUUUGUCCUCCUCUGAAGUGGAAGGUCUGGGAAUUCUGUGAUAUAAAUCCUUUUCUACAGGGUAUCAGGAAGCAGUUUGAAGAUACUCUACUAUCGGGAAUUCAACUGCAGAAAGCAAAUGUGACUCUGGAUCGAGAAACAGCAAAUCCCUGGCUCAUCCUUUCUGAAGAUGGUAAAAGCCUGAAAUGUGGAGUCAACGGUCAAGAUCUGCCUGACAAUCCUAAGAGAUUCAUCACACAUCCUUUUGUGUUGGGUUGUGAGGAAUUUACAGCAGGCAGGCAUUACUGGGAAAUCUCUGUGGGAAGGGAGGGAAACUGGGCUGUGGGGGUUGCUAGAAAGUCUGUGAGAAGAAAGGGCACAUCUACAUGUGAUUCCAAGGAUGGGAUCUGGGCUAUUUGGAAAAGUACUUGGUCCCUGAGUGAGGGGCUGAAGCGGAUCCGAGUUUCACUGAACUGUCCUGGGCAGCGAUUGACCUUUUUUGAUGCUGACACAGCUGCCCUACUCUACACAUACUCGGAAACCUCAUUCUCUGGAGAGACUCUUCUCCCCUUCUUUAAUGUGGAUAAAAAGGGCUGCCUGACACUCUCCGGGAUAACGAUAUUGGAAAUCUGUAUACCGUCCUGUCUAGAUGACCCUUGUACAGAAUUGCCCUAGAAUCAGAAUUGCCCUAGAACCUGAAGGCACUCCCCACCCCCUGCAAACCGUUUUCAGAAAGAAAGAAAAACCCCUCAACAGAGAGAGAUUUUAAAAAUAUGUUAAAUAAAAAUCGAACAUCCUGCCUAAGGAAAUUAACCUAAGAGUCCUCUCUUCCAGUGGGCAUUUUCAGGUGUGUCCCUUAAGAACAAAGCCACCUCAUGGCGCAGUGGGGAAAUGACUUGACUAGCAAGCCAGAGG
This is a messenger RNA of Hemicordylus capensis (graceful crag lizard), 1682 nucleotides long. RefSeq names its product zinc finger protein RFP-like. Bases 63 to 1442 code for a protein of 459 amino acids. The transcript is spliced from 6 exons. Gene Ontology annotation, molecular function: zinc ion binding; protein binding. NCBI's taxonomy places the organism in Eukaryota, Metazoa, Chordata, Lepidosauria, Squamata, Cordylidae. The record is from RefSeq and is a predicted model, not a curated record.